GGACUGCUGGGUUUCUUCUGCGCAUGUGCAGACCCGGAUCCGCCGCCUCAGGCCACGUUGCCUGACUUGAACCGGAGGGGAUCUCUAAGCCUUCCGAUCUACGCGGAACCCCAGGUUAUACGGUUGGGGAGAGAGCGCUGGUGACCUGCUGGUACUGGUAAACCUGUGUCUGCGGGACGGGGAGAGAUGGUCACGGGAACUCCCAGGCGGCUCACCCCUCUUCCCGAGCCCUUUGGGCUCCGGAGGCGCUGGUGGGACCGAGGCCGUCAGGAGAAGGUGCUUGGUGCGGCCGGGCGUGCAGGACGGUGUGCCUGCCCAGCCUGCAGCCGCAUUGGAGAAAGGCCAAUGCCGGUGUCGGGAGGGGCUUGUGCAUUUAUAAGGCCGACUGCGAAUGUGCCUUAAACCGGGAGCAGUGAAUAUGCGGGGUCUGGGAGUUUUGAGACCAGAAGUAAACAAAAAACAAACCAGUUGCGAUGGAGUGGACUCCGAAUUGAUGGCAACCCCAUGUGUGUCAGAGUAGAACCGUGCUCCACAGGGUUUUCAGCGGCAAACUUUUCAGAAGUGGAUUGCGAAGGCUUUCUUUCGAGGUACCUCUGGGUGGGCUGAACCUCCAAUAUUUUGGUUAUAAGCCAAGUGGUUAACUGAGCCAGAAAAAAAAAAAGAAAUAUGUUUUUUUUUUUUUUCUGGAGACCAGGUAAAUUCCAGCUCUGUCACCUGUAAGCAAGGGCUAGAUAGUAACCUGGGUAAGAGGCCACUCGUUUGCAAAUGAGGAUAUUAAUUGUAACUGCUGCUAUUCUGAGAAAUAAAUUGACAUGAUAAAACAUUUUGUCAAGUGCCUGCAGUAAUCACCAUGUAAAUGUAAGCGUUAUCGACUAAGAGACACUUUGUUCCUUUCAGUUGGUAUCUCAUUUAAUCCUCACAGCAAUCCUAUUUGUUAUAAACCUGCCAUUAAAAAAAAAAAAGUUCCAGAGGGUAAAAUUAUAUAUCACAGGUCACAAAAGAAUGGGUGAGGGAACUAGAAUGAAAAUACCGUUUUGCUUCACUUCCAGUCUCCUGCUGUUCUUAAUAGUCUACCUGUUUAAACCCCAGAGUUGCCACUUUCAGAGCACUAGCAGAGUGUCCUGGCCCAAAUCCUCAGAGAUAUGAUUGUCAAGGGAAUAUGGACAGAAUCUCACCAUGUGGUAAAUAUAUUCUGGGAUUUUGGGGGUUUCUCCAGAGCCGCGAGAUCAGAUUGAGGCUCUUGAAUCUUCCUGCACUGUCCAGGCUCUCUGUCCUCAAAGGCACGUUCUGAUACGCUAGUGCAGUGCUGUCCGAUUGAAAGGUCAUGUAAAGCACCAAUGUAAUUUAUCAGCUUUUGACGUGUGGUUAGUUGCAGUUGAGUCAGCUCUGACUCAUGGUGACCUUAUGUAUAACAGAAUGAAAUGUUGACCUGUCCUGUGCCAUGUUUAUGACCGCUGGAAUGUUUGAGUCCGUUUUUUUGUGGCUAUUGUGUUACUCUCACGAAGGGUUUCCCGUGUCUUCGCUGACCCUCUUUUUAAGUAAACAUGUCGUCCCUUUCUAGUGAUUUUUCUUUCCUAAUGACCAAAGUAAGCAAGUGGAAGUUUUGCCAUCCUUGCUUCUAAGGAGCAGUCUGAUUGUACUUCUUCUGACUGAUAGGUUUGUUCUUCUGGCAGUCCACGGUCACAGUAUAGUCAAUAUUUUUCACCACCGGAAAGUGGGUGAAGUUAAUUUUACUGAUGUAUUUUAUUUAAGUCAGUACAUCUAAAAUAUUAUUUCAGCUUGUGGCCCUAGCUACAUUUUAGGGGCUCAGUAGUUUCAUGUGGCUGAGGGCUACAGUACUGAAUGGCACAGUUCGACUGAAUUCCAAAAGAGUUCAGGGUCUUAAACGAAGGUUUCAAAUAAGAUGAAUUUGUUUCCGGGGUCCAGGUCACAGCCCCUGUGGAACAAAGCAGCUCUUUUAUGGGGAGCCCCAGGGACAGAGCUCCCACCGGGUAGAAUACCCUUUUGACAUAGAAUCCUCAUGAAAGCUGCAGAGCAGAGAUAGAAGAACCCAGGAAGGAGCAGGUCCUGAUUUGGUUCACCAGAAGACAUUCUGUUUUUAUUCUAAAUUUUAUUUAAUUGUGUUGUUGUUAUUAAAAAUAUUCACAGCAAAACAUACAUCAGUUGAACAAUUUCUACAUGUACAAUUCAGUGACACUGAUUACAUUCUCUGAGCUGUACAACCAUUCUCACCCUCCUUUUCUGAGUUGUUCCUCCCUUGUUAACAUAAACUCACUGCCCCUCAAGGUUCCUAUCUAAUCUUUUGAGUUGCUGUUUUCGAUUUGGUCCCAUAAAGAUAGUUCUUAAAAGAGCAUAAUGCUGAAGGAAGACCUUUUUUGCUCCUUAAGCUACACUCUUUAAGGUGACUUCAGGGUAUAACUUUGGUUUAAGGUUUAAAGAUUAUCUCAGAGCAGUAGUUUCUUGGGUUCAUCCACCCUUCGUGGCUCCAGAAAGUCUAGCAUACAUGAGAAUUUGAAAUUUUGUUCAGCACUUUCCCCCCUUUGAUCAGGUUCUUCUACAGAAUCUUUGAUCAAAAUGUAGAGUGAUGGUAGCUGGACACCAUCCAGUUCUUCUCGUCUCAUGGCAAAGGAGGUAGUUGUUCAUGGAGGCAAUUAGCCACACCUUCCAUAUGCUCCUCCUAGUCCUGACUCCCCGCUUCCUGUGUUGCUGCAGGUGAAUAGAGACCAAUUGUUGUGCCUUGGAUGGCUGCUUGCAAGCUUUUAAGACCCCAGGCACUAUGCAGUGAACUUGGAGGUAAAAGAGAAGCACGAAACAUAUUAUUAGGCCAAUUAACUGGAACGUCCCAUGAAACCCCAUAGCCGUAAACCUCCAAACCAAGGAACCAACUCUCAUGAGGUAUUUGGUUGUACAUAAGCAGCCUCAGCAGCUACCCUUUUUUUGUCAUUGUUGUAAAUAUAGCUAUCACACAACUUUUGCCAAUUCAACUUUUUGCAGGUAUACAACUUGUUGAUAGCAAGUGUGAUAAUCAGCUGUGCAGCCCUACCCUUCUUAAUCAAUGCAGUAUUUCCAUUACCGUUAACCCCUCUUUUCCUCCUCCCUUCCACCCCAGGAAACCACUAAUAAACUUUGGUCCCUAUACAUUUGCCUUUCCUUGUCUUUGUAUGUAAGUGAGGUCAUGCGAUAUUUGUCCUUUUGUGAUUGGUUUAUUUCACUCAGCAUAAUGUCUUGAAACUGCCAUCCAUACCGUAGAUGUAUCAAGACUUCAAUACCCCUACUGACUGAGUAGUGUUCCAUUGUACGUAUGUACCACAUUUCGUUUAUCGGUUCAUCUGUUGCUGGGCAUUUAGGUUGUUUCCACCUUUUGGCUAUUGUGAAUAGUGCUGUAGUGAACAAUUCUGUACAAGUCUCUUUUUGAGUCUCUACUUUCAGAUCUUUUGGGUAUGUAGCUAGGAGUGGAAGUGCUGGGUCAUAUGGUAGCUCUAUUCUUAGUUUUUUGGGGGAACCGCCACUUUGUUUUCCACAGCAGCUGUACCAUUUUGCAUUGCCGCCAUCAAUGGAUAAGGGUUCCAGUUUCCCCACGCAGAAGCCAUUCUUGAUCCCCUUGCAUAGUAUGAGUCUGACUUGAUGAUGUUACUACAUUCAGAAACCAGCACAGAUUGUGUGGUAGUGGACACUGGACCAACUUGCAGAAGGUUGACCUGAGGUUAAGAGGGAUGGGUGACUGUCAGGCAACACAGGAAAAGCCACUUCACUGGAGAGGUGGUAAGGGCAUGAUCUCCAGGGAAGGCAGAAUCCGCCAGAGAUGAUGAAAUCCUAAGCAGCCCCCAUUGUCUUCCUUCUCUCUUUGGCUUCUGAGCUGCCCUCAUACCACGUCCAUCACCAUAUGUGGCAUUUGGAGAGAUCCUGGUGCUCCCUCUUUUCUGAGUAUAUAGAAGGAUGAAAUGAUAGCACUGGAAGAGUUUCCUAUGUUGGAAGCUGAGAAAUAUUGGGCUUCAGAUGAAUGACCUAUAGAGUUCCCCAGGGCAGAGUUAGGAACAAAGCAUAGUGCUUUUCGCUGACACAGGUGAAUUUCCUAAGUAUCUUAUCGAAAGGUUGUUUUGAGGAAACUGCAACCAAUUUAGAACAAAAAGGUAAAAAAUACAGUCAGUACAUAAAGUACCUCAUCUAUAUUUCAGAGUUUCUGUUUUGUGGCUUCUGUAACUCAAGGUGUAAAGACAAACUUAAUAGGAACUUGAUGAACAGUCCGGCCUGAGUAGUUUUUCAACAUUAGUUUUAAUGAAGGUAGGGGGUUUCAUCUUCAGUGUACCCAAAUUUGUUUAACCUACCCUCUGUUUUUUUUUUUUUCUUUAAUUGGAAGGGUAUAUAAGUUGCUAAUACAUCAGUAGAAAACAGUUUACCUUCGCCCAUGGAAAAUGCCAGGUUAAGUCCACAUGAUCAUGUCUGAGAUCCAUGUGUUCUGGUGGUGCUACUUCUGUGUGGUACUUUUAGCCUCUACUCAAGGGUUAACGGGAAAUCCUCCCAUAGGAAGGCUUUUCCUCCCGCUGCUGUGAUGAGAUCCUGAAGCUGUCAGUGUAGCAGCUGUAAGACAGAUCAGGUCUCUCCUGACCCCAUUCCUCUUUCCUUCCUAGCUGAAGCUUCACAGUUUUCUACCCUCUUCUAGGAGAGCAGAAAAUGAGUGUAUCUCAGCAGUAAACAUGAUACAAGUUUCCAAAAGCAUUUUCCAUGUCACCUGAUUCUGGACUCCUCAGAUUGAUCAGAGAUGUGCUGUUACAGGCUUCAGUGUCAUUCAAGGACGUGGCUGUGGAGCUGACCCAGGAGGAGUGGCAGCACAUGGGCCCCGUUCAGAGGACCCUGUACAGAGACGUGAUGCUGGAGAACUACAGCCACCUCGUCUCAGUGGGGUAUUGCCUUACCAAACCCGAGGUGAUCUUUCAGUUGGAGCAGGGAGAAGACCCCUGGUCCUCAGAGGAAAAAUUUCCAAACCAGAGCCACCCAGAUUAUGCUUUUGGUGUCCUGUCUAGAAACUUCCAAACACAAGGACUUAUAAUACCUCAGAAAUCACAGAUUGAGGAUAAAUGCUGUAAAUAUAACGAAUGUACAAGUGCUGUCUACCAGAAACUAGACCCACCACUACAUCAGGGAAAUCAUACAGAAGAGAACUCCUGCAAAUGUGGUGAAUAUGGGAAAUCGUUUUGUCAGAACACAGCCCUCGAUGUAUAUCAGCAAAGUGACACAGGAGAGAAGUCAUUUAAAUGUAAUGAAAGCAGGAAAUCCUUCUACCAGGAAGUACACCUCAUUCAGGAGCAGAGAACCCACUCAGGGGAGAAGCCUUAUGAAUGUGAGAAAUCCCUUUGUUCAAAGUCACACCCUGUUCAACAUCCUGGAAUUCAUGUGGUGAAGCUCAAUAAAUGGAGUGAAGGCGGGAGAAAUUUCUGUCGGAAGUCAGACCUCAGUGAACAUCUGAGAAUGCACACAAAGGAAAAACAUUAUUUAUACAGUGAAUGUGGGAAAUCUUAUAAGAAGUCAGCUCUCAAGAUACACCAUAGAAUGCACACAGAGAUGAAACUCUAUCAAGGUAGAGAAUGUGGGAAAAUAUUUGCCAAGACAUCACAUUUCAGAGAAUAUCAGAGAGUUCACACAGGGGAAAAACCCUAUGAAUGUGAUAAAUGUGGGAAAACUUUCUCUCAAAAGACACACCUCAUUGUACAUCAGAGAGUUCAUACAGGGGAGAAACCCUAUGAAUGUAAUGAAUGUGGGAAAACAUUCGCUGAUAAUUCAACCCUCAGAGCACAUCAGAAAAUUCACACAGGAGAAAAACCUUAUGAAUGUAAUGAAUGUGGGAAAACCUUCUCUCACAAGACACAGCUCAUUGCACAUCAGAGAGUUCAUACAGGAGAGAAACCCUAUGAAUGUAAUGAAUGUGCAAAAACAUUUGCUGAUUAUUCAGCACUCAGAGCACAUCAUAGAAUUCACACAGGGGAGAGACCCUAUGAAUGUAACGAAUGUGGGAAAGCUUUUGCCCAAAAUUCAACUCUCAGGGUACACCAGAGAAUUCACACAGGAGAGAAACCCUAUAAUUGUAAUGUCUGUGGGAGAUAUUUUGCCCAUAGUUCAGCCCUCAGAGUACAUAAGAGGAUUCACACAGGUGAGAAACCAUAUGAAUGUAAUGACUGUGAGAAAACUUUUUCCCAUAAUUCAGCCCUCAGAGCACAUCAGAAAAUGCACACCGGGGAGAAACUCUAUCAGUGUAAUAAAUGUGGGAAAACUUUUUCCCAGAAGACACACCUCAAUACCCAUUAUAGAAUUCACACAGGGGAGAAACCCUAUGAAUGUAAUGAAUGUGGGAAAACUUUCUCUCAGAAAUCAUACCUCAGUGGACAUGAGAGAAUUCAUACAGGGGAAAAACCCUAUGAAUGUAGUGAAUGUGGGAAAACUUUUGUCUAUAAGGCAACCCUCAUAGUGCAUCAAAGGAUUCACACAGGUGAGAAACCCUAUGGAUGUAAUGAGUGUGGGAGAACUUUCUCUCAAAGGACACACCUCUGUGCACAUCAGAGAAUUCACACAGGAGAAAAACCUUAUGGAUGUAAUGAAUGUGGGAAAACUUUCGCUGACAAUUCAGCCCUCAGAGCACAUCAGAGAACUCACACAGGGGAGAAACCUUAUGAAUGCAAUGAAUGUGGGAAAACUUUCUCAAAGACAUCACACCUUACAGCACAUCUGAGAAUUCGCACAGGGGAGAAACCCUAUAAAUGUAAUGAAUGUGGGAAAACUUUCUCCCAGAAGUCAUACAUUAGUGCACAUCAGAGAAUUCAUACAGGGGAAAAACCGUAUGAAUGCAAUAUAUGUGGAAAACCUUUUGGCCAUAAUUCAGCCCUCAGAGUACAUCAGAGAAUUCACACAGGAGUGAAAUCUUAUGAAUGUAAUCAGUGUGGAAAAACUUUUUCCCAGAAGUCACACCUUGGUGCGCACCUGAGAAUUCACACAGGGGAAAAACCCUAUGAAUGUAAUGAAUGUGGGAAAGCUUUUGCCCAAAAUUCAACUCUCAGAGUACACCAGAAAAUUCACACAGGAGAAAAACCGUAUGAAUGUAGUGAAUGUGGGAAAACUUUUCUCCGGAAGGCGGCUCUCAGAAUACAUCACACCAGAAUUCACACCAGAGAGAAAACGCUUACAUGUCAUGAACUUGGGGAAGGUCUUAUGAAGGAAAUUCUUCCUUAUUAGAUAACUCACACAGUGGAGAAAUCCAUGUUACAUAGGCUGGGAAAUAGUCCCCUUAACCAUUUUUCUUUCCAUUAGACAAAUAACUUGUCUUAAUUUCCCAAUCUGUUGUUCACUGAAGUCAGGCUGGUCAUGAAAUGUGAAUACUACUUGUGUAUAUUACGCUCCACACUGGCCCUUAAAAAAUUACCUCACAUUCAUACUGGCCUCUAUUAAACUGUAAUGGGGAUGAUUUCUCCCACAAACAUGGGUGCUGUGUAUUUAACAUGAUGGGGCAAAAGGAAAAAGAAGCUAAAGCCUCUUAGCUGAGUGGAACGGAAUUCUCCACUUCUAGACCUUCACCAGGUGGCUCCCCUAUUCCCCCCACCCCCAGGAAGAUUUAAGCUUGUAUUCUGUCAAGAUCUUACCAGUUUUAGUCUCUUUGUCAGAUGUUCAAAGCUUAGUCAACUCUCUGAUAAAGUAGGAUGAAACUCUCUGAGUAUAAUGAACGUGUGAAGGUUUGUGAGAACUGAACCAGUCAUAGUAUAUCAGAAACUCCACACAGAAAAGUCAACAUCCUAAAAGAUCAGAAGCCUUUGUUGAAAAUCGGAAAUCUUAGGGGAAAACAGGAAAGCCUUAUUUACCAUAAAGUGAAUCCCAUUAAACAUCACAUAACUAAGAUUAUUCUAAAAUCUUAUAAAUAUUUUGAAUACAUGUCAUUUUAAAUAUCGGAAGUUUGUUUUACGUCAGAUAAGUUUUUCUGAGGAAGUGUAUCAGUUUCAGAAUUGUAGAUAAAAUGUUCACUUGAAACUGGUAUACCGAAACUCAUGUUUGGUUUGUAAUAUUAUGAAGUUUUAUAGAAAAUAUAUAAGGAAAAGUUUAUAGGCAAGCUCACUGAGGAAUGUGCAAUUUUUAAAUGGAGGAAUAACUUGAGUUCUGUGAACAGCACCAAUAAAUGUGUUUGUGAACUGUGUCUGAGCUGUGUUGUGCCUCUCUCUGAGUCCAUAUGCAGAUGAUUCAUUACUACUGGUGAGUUCUAGUAAGAAGCAGCAGUUAGUCCUGCUCUGGAUCUGCCCACUUCUCUCUCCUGAAUGACUCUUUAUGUAACUUCUCUUGGCUUUUCUCACCUUGAUGCUGUUAGAUUUUGGCCAGCCUGCUAUGUCUGAAUAUUAAUCUGCCUCUGUUUUUCUACAGAGGUAGAGAUCCAUAUAUUUCUCAGUAACCUUAUACAUGUUUAUCUGUGUGGUGGAUGUUCAUUCUCACGUAUUUUUUGACCUCCGUUUUAUCCCAGUCUGCUGGUUCAUGUUGAACUGAGUCACUGUAAAACGAGGUAUCUCCCCGGCCCCCUAGUGGGCAUAUGGCCUCAGCAUCCCAUCUAGGAUCUCCAGCAUCAUGAUGCCAGCUCACACUGUGCAGCGUGGUAUUUUUACCCUGUUAGGACAGCUGGUUUUGGAAUGGCAAGGAAAAGAGUUACUUCAUGCCAGAAACAAAGCACUGAUACUGAAAACAGUAUAGUGCAGUAUAGCCUUAGCCAAGAAAACAUUUGGCCACUUUGUUCUCAUUUCAGGGUACUAGAUGCAGUCAGCUCAGAGAACAAAGUAAGCAAAAUCCUUAUUUAAAACCCCGGAACUAUUAAUUUUUUCCAACUCUGAGCUUGUUGAUUUCUGCAUGCUUUAUCUGCCCUGCGCUUACAGGGCAAACAUCCACCCUGAACUCUGGAAGGAAAGGCACAUUACAGACAUAUCACCAAGGUCUUCUUACCUAGAAGAGAGAUUACUUGAGCCAUAAGCUGGUAGAAACACUUCAGUGGUAAUCUUGAUUAAUUACUGGAAGCUGAAUGUGAACUAGUUUAAGAGAGAGGAACUUCGGGGGAGUAUAUCUAUAGCGAGGCCCCCACACUUUAAUAUGCUUUGUUUCCAGGAACCCCACGAGGGCUUGACUGUGGAGAGCUGACACGGAUCUCCUUUUGGCUCUGAUAGGAAGAGGCAAAGAGUAAUCAUUGUGAAAUAAACCCAGAGUUUUCUCCUUAGCAAAGGCCUACUGUUGAGGAAAAAGAUUGCCAAAGCCUUUCGCUAGCUAGGAGAAGGGGAUUCUUCCCACUCCAGCCCCCCUUCAGCCUUCCUAUAUCACCUAAGGGGGAGAAAAACAUAGUCAACAGGGGUGAAGGUUUCAUAGAAGGAGAUAGUGAAUGCUACAGCCCAUGAAGUUAAUAACGGAAAAAGGGGGAAAAGGUGUUUCCCUGGAGAAGGGUCAGGGACACUUGGAAAGUCAGUCUGAGACACAGGUAAACUAUUAGACUGAGAUUUAAUUGGUAGAUUAGGGAGCACUCUUCUUCUCCCACACCUUAACCACUAUACCAACAGGAAUUCUAUAUAAUGCCCGAGAAUUUUACCCAUAAGAUAACAGACUGUCUCUGAUUAGUAGUAAUUAGGGAAGCCCAAUGUCAAGAAGAGACAAAGAUAGGGACACUAGAAGAAUUUGAAGCCCCUGAUAUCUAUAGUUACAACAAAACAUACCUCCCAGCUCAUAGCCAUAAAUCUUCACACUACAGGCCUAUGUACUUCAGUUCCUGUUACCUGAUACAACAUGUCUGGCCUUCAGCAAAACAUUACAAAACAUGCCAAAGGCAAGAAAAAUAGUUUGAAGAGACAAAGCAAUCAUUAGAAGCAGACACAGGUAUGACACAGAUGUUGGAAUUAUCAGAGAAUUAAAAGUAACUAUGGUUAAUAUGUUAAGGAUGCUACUGGAAAAAACAGAUGGCAUGCAAGAACAGGUGGGUAAUAUAAACAGAGAGAAGGAAACUAAGAAAGAAAGGAAAUACUGCAAAUAAAAAAUACAGCAAUAGAAAUGAACACCUUUAAUGAGCCUAUCAGUACACUUGAGACUGCCAAAGGAAGAAUCAGUGAAGUUGAAUACAGGCCAAUACCAUGUUUUUAUGAAAAUAAUGUGCGCCUUCUACAUUUGUUUGCCGACCACUACCCACCACGAGGUAUUUUUGUAAGUGUGCUAUGCUAAUUUUUUUUACAGCAGCAUGUGAAAAAUUAGCAUAGCAGCACUGUCUUAGCAGUCUAAUGCUGUUAUAACAGAAAUACCACAGCUGAAUGGCUUUAAGAAAGCAAAAUUUAUUCUCUCACAGUCUGCUAGGCUACAAGUCCAAAUUUCAGGGCAUCAGCUCCAGGGGAAGGCUUUCUCUGUUGGCUCUGGAGGGAAGUUCCUUCUCGUCAGUCUUCCCCUGGAGUAGGAGCUUCUCUGUGCAGGAACCCUGAGUCUAAAGGACAUGCUCUGCUCCCAGUGCUUCUUUUUUGGUGGUAUAAGAUCCCCACUCUAUGCUUGUUUCCCUUUCUGUUUGAUCCUUGAGAGAGAAAAGUUGGUGCAGACCACACCCCAGGGAAACCCCCUUUACAUUGGGUCAGGAAUAUGACCUGGGUAAGGGGGUCACAGACGCACCCUAAUCCUCUUUAACCACAGAUUAUGAUCUAUAACACAUAGGAAAAUCACAAAACGGAAGAUAGCCACACAUGGCCUAGCCAAGUUGACACAUACUUUGGGGGGACGCAAUUCAAUCUAUUAGAGGCACUUGUGAAAAUAUCUCACAGGGGAAGGGAGCGCUUGGCAAACAAAUGUAGAAGGCACGUAUCAUUUGCUUUAAAAUACUGUAAAAGUUUCUGAAACUAAAAUGACAACAGAAAAAAAAAACAAACUCACUAUGUACUAAAACGAACAGUAUCAAAAGGUGUAAUAUACACAUAAUUGGAAUACUAGGAAGAGAACAAGAAUAAAACGGAAGAAAGAUUUGAAGUAAUGGCUGAGGACAUUUUUAAAUUAAUGACAGACACCAAAUCAAUGAUACAAGAGUCUCGGGGACAUGAAGCAGGAUAAAUGACAAAUAAAACCAAAUCCAGGCAUAUAUUCGAACUGCAGAAACCCAAUGACAGAAAAUCUUCAAAGAAGCUAAAGGAAAAACACACCUUCCCUAUAGAGGAAAAAGGAUAAGAAUUACAGCCAACUUCUUGUCAGGAAUCAUGCAAGCAAGAAGAGAGCGGAGUGAAAUUAGGUGUUGAAAGACAAAAACCACGAAACCUUAAAUUCUCUAUCCCCCCCCCCAGAAAAAAUCUUUUAAAGGAGAAAUAAAGACUUUAUUUGACAAAUAAACCUGAAAGAAUUCAUUAUGUAUAGACCUGUUUUGAGUAAGUGUUAAAAGAAGUUCUUUAGGCAAAAAGAGCAUGGUAUAGGUCAGAAACAUGUAUCUAAGUAAAGAAAGUGUAAGAGAAGGAAUAAAUGAAGGUAAGAUAAAAUGCUUUACUUUUCUUAAUCUAAGAGAUAACUGAUUAAACCAAUAAUAGUAAUAAUGUAUUGGGUAAUUGUAGCAUAGAAGUGAAGCGAAUUACAGCAGCGUCACAAGGAAUGGGAUGGAAGACUUAGACAUCCUCUGUUGUAAGGUACCAGCACUACACAUAAGGUGAUACAGUGUUAUAUGAAGGCGGAUUUACAUUUGUUAGAAAUGUAUAUUGUGAAAUGUGGGGUAAUGAUUUAAAAUUUCCAUAAGUAUAAUUAAUGUGCUUAAACAAAUAAAAAUGAAUCAUAAAAAGAUCAAUUAAAACCAAAGAAGGCAGAAAAUGAAUGGGAAAUGAAGAACAAAUGCAAUGAGUAGAAAAGAGCUACAAACAUGGCAGACAUCUCUCUGUAUAAAUCAUCACUUUAUAUGUGAACGGUCUAAAAAAUGAUACUGUAACUGUGUUGCACACAUAGAAUGCCUCAGAGUUCUAAGCAACAACAAGAUGCUAGAAUGAGGAUUCCACCCAGUGGCAAUGGCCACUGUAAGGGUGCUGUGUCCAUCUAAUCUGAUCAAGCAGUACUUAGGAGACAGUCACUAUGUUGGCAAAUUGAAAGCCUUUUUAAUUACCCACAGACAGCCAUUAGCAUAUGACAGCAAUAGUUCCACAAUGAGCGGUCCCCUGGCUAAAAGCUGUACUGGUGGGGAGGGAAAACUUCUCUACGCAUGCCCCCACACUAAACACUGUAGUCAGGAGACCCAAGGAAGAGUUUUACAAUGAAUUGGUCCCCUUGUCUUCUGGAAACUGCCCCUGUAGAGAGGUGCCUCCACUUGCAUUGUAGGUGAGGAACUCUAAGGGCCUUCCUUAAUCCAAUCCGCCCUGGCUGGGUAGGCUAGCUCUGUGAGAUGGAGAGGUCUGCUAUGUGUGCACCAACCUGGCGCCAGAGGUACUCUGAAGUCCCUCCCCCCAGCUAUUUUUAUACCUCAACAUCAGUGUCAACUCGUUAAACGGAAUGCAAUAUAGAUUUUCCAGGCUGACCACCCGAGGUGGGGGGUAUGGUCAGACACUUUGGCACCAGCCUGGAAUGAUAUCUCUGACUCUGCUGAAAAAGAGCAGGCUCAGAAUGGGGGUGCAGUGGUUUGUCCCGAGCCCUAAAGAUGCUAACUGGGUGAGAAACAGGGAAGACAUACCCACCAGCCAUGGCUGCCAGGCUUGUCAGAAGGACUGCCUCCUUACAAACUAUUCCAUAUAUUCGGGAAGGUAGAGAAAGCCUAGGUAGGAUAAAGAGAGACAUGGAAGCUGUAAAAUACUAAAAUACCAAAAUCAGACUUAUAGACAUGAAAAUACAGUAUCUGAUAAGAAAAAUGGAAACCCUGGUGGUAUAGUGGUCAAGAGCUACGGCUGCUAACCAAAAAGUCGGCAGUUCAAAUUCACCAGCAGGUAUUUGGAAACUCUAUGGGGCAGUUCUCUGUCCUAUAGGGUCACUACGAGUCGGAAUGAACUCGAUGGCAGUGGAUGGUGGGAUAAGAAAAAUACACUGGAUGAGUCCACCUCUCAGCUCUUACCUGUUCUCAUUAAGCAUGGUUAAUUUUAUAAGCCCACUACCCUCCUUGGAUAUUGCGGCAGAGGGUGGAUAACAACCCAAAUGAAAAGGGUGUGUGUACAACACCUGGACACUGUAUUUGUAACUACCACAAGCCGGGUUCUCAGACAUUCCUGUAUCAUUGACUUCAGCCAGGAUCUCCUUUCAGCGGGUAACCAAGUAUUUAACAGGUCAAACACAGAAGAGCCAAGUGGGUUCCCUGUCUAUAGCCAGUGAACUUGCUUUUGUAUCUAAACACGUAAGCCAAACAUUUAAGGGCCCAGUCUAGCCAGAGUUCAGGCUGGGUAUAAUUGUAUAAAUCUUGGCAACAGUUAACAACAUAGGUGGCUCCAUUUGGUCCAGGCACUUCCCACAGUCGAAUCACCAUUACGAUACUGGGUUCUGCCUCUUGACAGCGGUGAAGUUGUGAACUGUGACUUUUAGGACCAGAAGUGCCAAAGGAUCACUUGAUUCAGAGGUGGAGUGGGGUUCUGGAUGGCAGAUCCAACAGUUUGUGAGAUUUCCUGCUGGGCCUUGUCUUGCCAGGCUACUGUCCCGCCUUUGUCAAACUCAUAGAAUCAUGAAUGGCCCUCCUCAACCCCUACCCCUCAGUUGUCAUGGGGAAGGAGCAGCUCCCUCACUAUCUAGGGAGAAAUGUUUUUUGUUUUUGGUCUAUGGCCACCCAGUCUGACGUUUUCUCAUUACCGCUGCCUCCCCCUUUUCUCUCCUGUCUGUGGUGUGUACCCACACCUUUUUGCCAUUUUCCUCCAUAGAGAGUUCAGUGGAAACAACUGAAACACCUCUCAGGUACCCUAAGAUAUGGCCCAUAUAAACAGGGGGCCCAUAAACAGGCAUCUUGAAAACUCCUCAGUGGAGUCUCUUGGCCCAGAAGGCCCUGCACACUAGACUAGGUACUCAAAAGAAGUCAAGACUUUGAUGUCUUAUUGAUGUCAUCUUCAUCACGUCCCAGGGCCUUCAGUCAAGCAUCAUUUACCACCUUAUUCCAUGGGUGCUCAGUCCUGCAAGGCCCUUUGCUAUGGGCAUCGACAUAGGUGACAAACAAGUCAGACCGCUCAUCAGCUUGACCCAGGUGUCGACAUCCUACACCUGGGAGUGUUUAAUUGUCCGAGAGUCUUCUCCAGGCUCCAGACCUCAGAGCCAGUCCAUUGGUGGCUGCCCAUGAGUCAGUACCAAUUAAGUGUAAUAAACACUUACUCUGUUAAAGUAAAGCAAGGAGAUGUACUGCAGGUUCAUUCACAGUGUGGACUGGUGAAAACGUCUAAUUUUAAAGAAGAAAUGCUUCCAAAAUGGUGAAGCUGCAGAGGCCUUUUAAGGGAUGAGAACAAUGGACUUGAGCUGUGCUAUUUGGAGUGGACAUUACCAACUUAGAUUAAUACAAGGCAGGUUAGUGGAAGUAGCGCUAGGAGGUGGAAGGUUAGAGGACAUUUCUGUCUUAGAAACAGCUUGCUCAAGUGAAAUUUUUUGUCAGCAGUUGCCUAGGAGACCUAGAUAAGCGUCAACAUCAAGGUCUUCUUCCUGAGACAUUGUUUCAGGAAGGGACUUGAUAGCUCCUGCAAAACUAUACAUAAUCAAAGGAAGGCAAGAUGGAGUAGGGCCCCAAACUCUAAAGCAGCCAUUUUACUUGAGUCAAGCGCUUCAGUUUACUUGCUCUUACUCAGUAUAAAUGCACGCCGGCCCAUCGGAGGUCUGGACCACUGCAAGCCAUACCACACAGAGCUCAGUCCAUUGGGCGUCGUGCCCACAUCCACCAUCAGUUACCACAACUCCAUUGCCAAGGCUGAUGACAGCUGCUGAUCUUCUCACAUGCCCUGGUUUUAGCACAGCUGAACUGUCUGUGAACCAACGAGUGCCACGUGGCACGUCUUUAAGCUGCAGUCCUCAUUGUGCACUGGGGGCUGGCAGGUUAUCUGGAGCUGGUUGGCAAUACAGCCCCUUGUUUCUGUAGGCAGUUGACUCACCUAGGCCAAUGUAAAAACGAAGGAAUCUAGUGGGGAUCCUCCCUUGUCCCCCCUCUUUUUGGAUAUGAGCACACAUCAUGAAGAUGUGCAACCCCGUGGCCGUAGAACUGAUUUGCUAGGAGGGAGUAGAACUGCCCCAUAGGGUUUCCACAGCUAUAAUCUUUAUGGAAGCAGACUGCAACAUCUGGUGGGUUCAAAUCACCGACCUUUUGGUUUGCAGCCGAGCGCUUUAACCACUAUGUCACCAGGGCUCCUGGAAGAUGUGCAAGCCGGCCCUUAAUGCCUAUAUUUCCCCCUGUUUUAGACAGCCAGUAUUUUAGGUGCCCAUUUUCUCUGGGAAUAAAGCCAUGGCCUCUAGUCUGAAGAAUUAUGCAGGAUCUUAUGUUUUGGCUUCUUUGCAAAACUCUCAGCAUCCGCAUCCUUAAGCAAAGUUCAGUUCAAAGUAAGUGUAGCCUCCAUGUCUACCAGCAUCAAGGCCUUCUCCCUGGGGAACGUGCCUGCGUAGUCUCUGGAAUCUGUCUCCUCUUGGCAUGCAGCACAGUUUUUACUGGCCUUUUAUGCCUCAGAUGAGGCAAGAGGACUAUGCCAAGGUUUAGCCCAUCCCCGCAUCACUGCUC
Messenger RNA from Loxodonta africana (African savanna elephant), 15649 nucleotides. RefSeq names its product zinc finger protein 658B. Gene Ontology annotation, cellular component: nucleus; nucleoplasm. Lineage: Eukaryota; Metazoa; Chordata; Mammalia; Proboscidea; Elephantidae. Gene Ontology annotation, biological process: negative regulation of transcription by RNA polymerase II. The record is from RefSeq and is a predicted model, not a curated record. Gene Ontology annotation, molecular function: DNA-binding transcription repressor activity, RNA polymerase II-specific; RNA polymerase II cis-regulatory region sequence-specific DNA binding. Bases 4723 to 7221 code for a protein of 832 amino acids. The transcript has 5 exons.